Messenger RNA from Agrilus planipennis (emerald ash borer), 723 nucleotides. RefSeq names its product 60S ribosome subunit biogenesis protein NIP7 homolog. Lineage: Eukaryota; Metazoa; Arthropoda; Insecta; Coleoptera; Buprestidae. The coding region runs from base 127 to 669 and encodes 180 amino acids. The transcript is spliced from 3 exons. Gene Ontology annotation, cellular component: preribosome, large subunit precursor; nucleus; nucleolus. Gene Ontology annotation, biological process: ribosome assembly; ribosomal large subunit biogenesis. Gene Ontology annotation, molecular function: RNA binding. The record is from RefSeq and is a predicted model, not a curated record.
ACCACAAAAAUGCUAAAAAAUAAGUGUAACCUUACAUUACUGCAGAAGUAUUCAAAUAUUGUAAUUACUGCUACUUAUUUAAUCAGAAAUAAUAAUUGGUUACUGAUAUAAUAAAAUAGAACGACGAUGAAGAGGCUAUCAGAGGAAAGAACUAAAAUUUUGUUUGAAAAAUUGUGUAAAUAUAUUGGUUCUAAUAUAAAACUUCUCAUUGAACGACCUGAUGGGAUAUACUGCUUUAGAGAAAAAAAGGACAGAGUGUUUUAUGUAUCAGAGAAAGUCCUAAAACUAGCAGAAACAGUUGGUCCAGACCAUUUGAUAUCAUUAGGCACAUGCUUUGGCAAAUUUACAAAAUCAAACAAAUUUCGUUUAAACAUAACUGCUCUCAACUAUCUUGCUCCCUAUGCACAGUGCAAAAUUUGGCUUAAACCUUCAGCAGAACAACAAUUUCUAUAUGGGCAUCAUAUAAAGAAGUCAGGCUUAGGAAGAAUUAGUGAAAGCACUGAGAAGUAUCAAGGAGUUGUUAUUUUUAGCAUGUCAGAUAUACCUUUAGGUUUUGGGGUAGCUGCUAAAUCCACUGCUGAAUGUAAACAUUCAGAUCCUUUAGCUAUAGUUUGCUUUCACCAGGCAGACAUAGGAGAAUAUAUCAGAGCAGAAGAAGAUCUUUUGUAGUAUAACAUUUAGGGUCUGUAAUUAAAUGAAAAAUAAAUUAUUUUUAUGUAUCCA